AUGGUACUUGCACUUGAGCGAGAGAAUAAUAAAGAGAUUAAAGGAAAAUUGAAGCGGUGCUGCUCGGGAUGCAGUAUUGGGCAAAGGUGCACUAGAACAGACAAAAUUCACCAGGCACCUGAGCAAGAUCUAACUGACCUGUUUAAGCCUCCCCCUCCACCACAGGAACUGGAUGUGGACUCGGACGGAAACUCCACUCCUCCAAACAGUCCUGUAUCUUCCCUUAGACUCAAGGAAGCUUGGCAACCAGUAAGAAUUAAGCAAUAUCCCCUAAAGAAAGAAGAUAGAGAAGGUAUCCAGCCGGUGAUUGAAAAGUUUUUACAAUUAGGAUUAUUAAAAGAAUGUGAGUCUGAUUUUAACACCCCUAUAUUACCUGUUCGCAAACCAGACGGGUCGUACCAAGUGGUCCAGGACUUAUGACCUGUAAAUAAACUAACCGAGGACCUUUACCCAGUAGUGGCAAACCCAUAUACCCUGUUGACUGUAUUAACAGCUGAACUAACUUGGUUUACAGUAUUAGAUUUGAAGGAUGCCUUCUUUUGCCUCCCUCUCCAUGAAGCCAGCCAAAAAUUGUUUGCAUUCGAAUAGGAAAACCCCAAAAGUGGUCCUAAGACCCAGCUCACUUGGACGGUGUUGCCACAAGGAUUCAAGAACAAUCCUACCAUCUUUGGCAAUCAGCUUGCAAAGGACUUGGAAUCCUGGGAGAUCCCGUCUGGAGAAGGGAGAUGGUUACAAUAUGUAGAUGAUAUCUUGAUCGCUGCCAAAACAGAACAUGAAUGUGUGACCUGGACGGCCAUACUGGUAGAGGAGGAUGAUGUAGAAAUUACAGUUACUAACAUUGUCAACCCAGCCUCUUUCCUCAGUGUGAAUACAGGAGAACCAGUACAUCAUGACUGCUUGGAGACCAUUGAAACAACAUACGCAAGCCGCCCAGAUUUGAAGGACAGCCCUGUAGAAGACGGGCAAAACUGGUUUACAGACGGGAGUAGUUACGUCUUGAGUG
Molecule: messenger RNA, 1003 nt
Organism: Nestor notabilis (Kea)
Lineage: Eukaryota; Metazoa; Chordata; Aves; Psittaciformes; Psittacidae
Product: endogenous retrovirus group K member 25 Pol protein-like
Exons: 3
Source: RefSeq, a predicted model, not a curated record